AUGCACAUCUCUCAGAAACUCGCCCAGGCGCGGGAGGAGGGAAAGCCAACCUUCUCCUUCGAAUUCUUCCCGCCCAAGACAGCGCAGGGAGUCCAAAACCUCUACGACCGCAUGGACCGCAUGCAUGGCUUCGGUCCACAGUUCAUCGAUCUCACCUGGGGCGCCGGUGGCCGCCACUCCAAGCUGACCUGCGAGAUGGUCAAGGUCGCACAAUCCGUCUACGGCCUCGAAACCUGCAUGCACCUCACGUGCACCGACAUGGAAAAGUCCAAGCUCGACGACGCCCUCCGCGAUGCAUACAACGCCGGCUGCACCAACAUCCUCGCGCUGAGGGGAGACCCGCCGCGUGAGAGAGAAAAGUGGGAGGCGACGGCAGGUGGCUUCCGCUAUGCCAAGGACCUCGUCGUAUACAUCAAGGAGAAGUAUGGAAACCAUUUCGACAUUGGUGUGGCCGGAUACUCCGAAGGAAGCGACGACAAUGACAACGUCGAUGAGCUCAUCGACCAUCUCAAGGAGAAGGUGGACGCCGGAGGAACUUUCAUUGUCACACAGAUGUUCUACGAUACCGAUCUCUUCCUCGAGUGGGUCAGGAAGGUUCGUGCCAAGGGCAUCGACGUUCCCAUCAUUCCUGGUAUUAUGCCGAUCCACACAUACGCGGCAUUUUUACGUCGAGCUCAAUGGACAAAGUGCAACAUUCCCAAGAACUGGACUGAGGCGCUGGAGCCUGUCAAGAACGAUGACGUGGAAGUCCGUGAAGUUGGCAAGACUCUGGUCGCAGACAUGUGCCGGCGGCUGAUCGAUGCUGGCAUCAUACAUCUGCACUUCUACACCAUGAACCUCGCACAAGCCACCCGCAUGGUCCUCGAAGAACUAGACCUCCUACCAGACCCCGAGUCACCGCUAGAGAAGCCCCUGCCAUGGCGGCCUUCCCUGGCCCUCAACCGACGCGACGAGAAUGUCCGACCCAUCUUCUGGCGCAACCGCAACCGAUCGUACAUCGCACGCACACAAGACUGGGACGAGUUCCCGAACGGUCGCUGGGGAGAUUCUCGCUCGCCUGCGUUCGGUGAAUUGGACUCAUAUGGCAUCGGUCUGAAGGGAACCAAUGAGCAGAACAUCAAGCUAUGGGGCACACCAAUGUCGAUUAGGGAUCUGUCCGAACUCUUCGUACGCUAUAUGGAGGGAAAGCUCGACUCAUUGCCGUGGAGUGAACAGCCCAUCACGACUGAAGCUGGAUCCAUCACUGAUGAUCUCAUCGACCUGAACCGUCGUGGUUUCCUGACCAUCAACUCCCAGCCUGCUGUCAACGGAGCCAAGUCUUCGGACCCUGUCUUUGGUUGGGGUCCACGCAAUGGUUACGUCUACCAGAAGGCAUACCUGGAAGUGUUUGUCUCUCCAGAGCACAUUUCGGAGAUCAUCACACGUCUCGAGCGCGACCCUGAGUUCACAUACUACGCGGUCAACAAGGAUGGCGACUUGAAGACGAACGCUCCCAACGAGGGACCCAAUGCUGUUACUUGGGGUGUCUUCCCAGGCAAGGAGAUUGUGCAGCCAACCAUUGUCGAAACAGUCAGCUUCCUCGCCUGGAAGGACGAGUUCUACCGUCUCGGACAGCAGUGGGCCAACUGCCAUGCUGGUGUCAGCCCUUCACGUUACGUGAUCCAGGAUGUUGUAGACACCUGGUACCUACUCAACAUUGUUCAUAACGACUUCCACGCUACCCGCGGCAUCUUCCCCAUCUUCGACGGACUAGAAGUCAAGGACAUGGACAAGCCCCUGGUCGAUCCCAACAACGUUGACGUUCCCGGCACAAACGGAGAGGAAGCAGCAAAGCCAGUCAACGGCGAAAGCAACGUGAACGGCACAAACGGCGAGAAAGCUGGACCUCGCAAGGAAGAGAACCCAAGUCUCAUCGACGCUGCCAAGGCAGCCGCUGUCGAGGUCACCAAUGGCAUGAGAAGCCUAGCAAUGUCCAACUAG
Messenger RNA from Alternaria ventricosa, 1980 nucleotides. RefSeq lists its product as uncharacterized. Lineage: Eukaryota; Fungi; Ascomycota; Dothideomycetes; Pleosporales; Pleosporaceae. The record is from RefSeq and is a predicted model, not a curated record. Gene Ontology annotation, cellular component: cytosol. The transcript is spliced from 4 exons. Gene Ontology annotation, biological process: tetrahydrofolate interconversion. Gene Ontology annotation, molecular function: methylenetetrahydrofolate reductase [NAD(P)H] activity; FAD binding. Bases 1 to 1980 code for a protein of 659 amino acids.